Molecule: messenger RNA, 3532 nt
Organism: Anguilla rostrata (American eel)
Lineage: Eukaryota; Metazoa; Chordata; Actinopteri; Anguilliformes; Anguillidae
Product: treslin-like
Exons: 3
Coding region: 27-2822 (931 amino acids)
Biological process (GO): DNA replication; mitotic DNA replication checkpoint signaling; response to ionizing radiation
Cellular component (GO): nucleus
Molecular function (GO): chromatin binding
Source: RefSeq, a predicted model, not a curated record
AGAGUCCAAAGAGGACUCCAAGGAAAAUGGCUCACAAACCUAGCAGAUCUAUAUGUGGUGGCAGGACGCCUAGCAAGUCUCCUCGUACACCAUGCAGGAAGUCUCCUAGUACACCAUGCAGGAAGUCUCCUAGAACACCAUGCAGGACGUCUCCUCAUACUCCAUGCAGGAAGUCUCCUCGUACUCCAUGCAGGAAUUCAACUCAUAGACCUUCCAGGAACACGCCUCGGGCACUUGCCAUGAAAUCACCUCCUACGCCUUCCCAGACGUCACCGCAAGAACUUUCCAAGUCACCUCGUACACCAUCCAGGAGAUUUUUGUCCACACCCUCCAGGAUCUCACCUCUUGCACCUUCAAGGGAGGUUUCUCCUGCAUUACCCAGGAUGUCAGGUGCUGGCCACACAGAGUGUCACGUGACAUCAUUAGGAGAUACGGGGAGGAAACUGCGAGGAAGUCCUUUCAGAUCUCCUGCCAGUGUCCGACUCACGUUGGCUACAUCUCAGAAAGACAGUCCGGUGCAGUCACCAGUGAAAAAUCUAUUGCAGCCUUCAGUGAGGGCAGGAUCAAAUGUCCCACAUGGAAACUCAGAAAGUUACUCCAGAACCCCACGAAAAUGCGUUACUUGGUCACCAUCUCCAGGGGAAAUGCGAUUGGAACGAAGAGAUGCAGCAUUUAAACUUCCAGAUUCCCCUUGCUUGUCUAGGCGUGGUUCUCCUAUGCUAUUAAAAACCCCCCAAAAAUUUAGCAGUCCACACAAAGGUCUGAAUAAGAGUGGUUUGUAUAAAACCCCUGAUAAAACCAUUAAUUCUCCUGGUAUUCUUCCAUCAAGAACUCCUGAAAACCCCAGGUUGAGCAGUACAGAAACAAGAACAAAAAUGCCUCGGAGGUCUUCAGAGAGGCAAAUGAGAAAGCUUAGCACCACAGGAAAAGGAGACCUUAUCUUUUUAACUUCAGAAGGGAACUUCAACUCCCCUGACCUACAGAUGGGGGAAGCUUCAUCAUCUCCUGAUCACUACUCUCCUCCAACACCCUCCUCAGGAACUCCACUGAAAAGUCCAGGACCCACUAAUCAGAUUCUCACAAGAUCCAAAGGAACCCCAGCUAAAGAUGUUUUUCCUGGAGUUCAUGUCUUGACUCCUGAGAAGACCAAGACCACACCCAGGAAAAGGGCUUUUAAAUUGCUAGAAACUGAAAUUUUAGUAAAAACAUCUGACAGAACCCAUUGUGAGAAGGCCAUUGUCACCUCAGGCUCCUUUUCCUCUGAAUGUAAGGCUGUAAAUGAGAGAGGUCGGAUCACACGGGGUACGAUUAAACGACAUGCAAGUUCGCAAUCUCUACCCGGCAACAGUGAUCCAAUAAAUACUGUCAAUCAAAUACAAGCCAUUGAGUUAGCUGAGGUGGCGAGGGACAUUGUUGCUGGUUGUACACGACAGUCAAUCUCUUCGCAACUUUCUCAGGGAGAAUUGGAAGCAGAUUUUCAGUCAAGUUCUCAGCAGCUUGAUUCCUCCCAAUUCAGCAUAGUCACCACAGAUGAUGACAGCAUUGACAUUUGCAAUGCCUCCGUAGUGAAAACCCAGCUGUCUGGAGGUAUAAAGAUGAAUGUCACCUUUUCAAGGAAACCUUCCAAAUCGUCCGUGGUCAAAGAUGAAGCCACUCCGCCUCUACCCUCCUCGUCAACUCUUAGACAGAGCUAUGGUUUGCGUCGGACACCAGAUCGUCAGCAGAGAGCUGCUGCAGCACGUCUUGGGAGACCAGAGGGUGGUCCAAAGUUCUCUACUCCUUGUGCCUCAGAAAAACUCCGCAGGCAACAGAAGCCAAGUACCCCUGAUGCCCUUACUUAUCAGGUAGAGCUGGAGAUGCAGGCUUCUGGCCUGCCCAAGCUUAGGUUCAAACGAACAGACUCCUUUAGUGCUCAGGAAGAUGCAGCUGAGAGCAGCACAAGGUUAGGGACCUAUGGACCUGUGUCUGUAAAACCCCCAAGAGUUGAUAGUCCACUUUCACACUGUGGCAAGCACAGGGAUGCAGGUUAUGCCUCUCCAUCAUUCUGUACCCAUGCAACACCUGCCAAAAGCACCCCAGGGAAAGGUGGUGUCCAGACUUAUAUAUGCCAGUCCUACACACCCACAGGGAACACAGCCAGUACACCAUCGCCGUCAGGGGCAGGAGAACUUGCCUCUUGGACACCUUCGCCUCAGAGCAGGGGGCGAUACACCCCUGAAAACCUCGAUAACUGGCCUCGCAGGAAGAGAGCAAGGAAUGAGGUGGUGGGGGUGAAGGAAAAGUAUGUCAGUGGUGACCGUACAGUAGAGGAAUUGGACGACCUGAAGGAGGAUGCAGAACUGGAGGGUAUUUACAGACUCGAUGAGUACAAGGAAUCGGGUGGUGACCUGUUAUCCACGGAGGUGGCAGGUCUCAGGUCCAGGAAGCAAGGAGAUAAGGAAGCUUUCAUUGCCAAUAUGGCUGAUAAAAGCCAGCAUGAUAGACUGGAGGAUGUGGGGAUAACAGAAACGCUCUCCGGCCAGUUUGCUGGCCUCCAGUCGCAGACAUUUGAUGAUAAGCUGCCAUGCUUUCCAGGAGAGGGCUCUGUCCUUUCAGGGACUCCCCCCAACACAAAGGUGAGGAAACCAGUGUCUGCAAGCGGCAUACUGGCUCUGACUCAGUCCCCCAUGUUAUACAAAGGAAAGAAACAAAGAGAUGAAUCAGAAUCUGGGAGCCACCUUCAUAAGGUGGCCAAUGUUGAACCAGAGUUGUCCCCAUUCAGUCGACCUCCCAGACGCCGGGCUUCCAGCAAGACCUACAGCAGGAAGAGACUAUUGGAUUGACAUGUUUAUGUUUAUAAUGUAAAGUUCUGGUUCUUUAUUUUACCUGCUUCAUUUACCAGAAACAUUGUACAUAAUGGCAGGUGUAUUGUUUUGAGGACUAUGAACCAGUCUGUCCAUUAAUUACUGCAUGUGAUACCUUUAGGUAUUUUGCUUUUUCAUUUGUAAGACAAGUCUGUUGUAUUUGAAUUGGCAAUCAGCAGGGACUUAAAAGUUUUACAGUAAUUAUCACAGGGCCAAAAAAGUGUGUGCCUGUAUCAAAAUGUCACAUUUCUGUUGUGAUCAAGUGCUGCUUAGGUGUUUGGUUAUGUCUCAACAGAUGAAUCCUUUAAUCUUAUUAAUCUGAAAGAUUAUGAAAUUUAAUUACAUAAUCAAUUUAAAAACUGCCUGAUAGUGCAUCCUGUCUAGAUGCAUGCAUGCAUAUUUCUGGCUUCCUGCUUUGAAAUAUAGACGCUUUGCUCAGACAAUGAAAAUCUAACCUUGAACAACUGGGUAACAAUUGAAGAAAAUUUUUAUUUGCUCAAAAUGUUCUUAAACCUUGAUGGAGAUUAAGCUAAAUAAGAUGGUUUUUUUUUUUUUAGUUGUUUGUGUGGAAAUACACUGUUUUUAUUGUUUUUGUUCAAAAAGGAGGUGGUGUUUACUUGUACAGUAUCAAAUACAUUUGCAAAUAAUUGCUGCAAAUAAUUUCAAAAAUAAAUAUAUAUACAUUUUUA